AUGCCCACGAGCGCAUGUCUCUUUGCGCCCUCUCUGUGCGCUUCUGCCACCAUUGUUGGCCUAUCCUCCACCGGCCUGGCUCUCGGCCGCCCAGAAUCGCAGCAACCAACACCGUCUUUUGAGUCCAACUUCGCCCCCAUCGUCGAGCGCCCGCUGCCGCCGCGACCGCAUACUUCAGUCGCCACGCAGCACCCCCCGCCGCUGCUCGCUGCUUCACCGCUGGACGACGCCUUCGAAACUCGCCCAAACAAUGGGCCCGCGCCAAUGCGACGACCACGAGGUUUGACGCUCGACAGCGACAGCCCCCGGCUGCGCGCCGCACAGGAGGCGGGGAAGAGGUUGUCGACGCUGGAGCAGGACGCAGGCGGUGGCGGUGGUGGUGUUGUUGACUGCCGGGAGAUCAGCGCGCGGGCGCGUCCGUCGUGGGUGAAGCGCCUCUCGAUUGUGUCCCUCUCGCAGAGCUCGACGCGCUCGACGGCGAGCCCUGUGUCGCCGUCGUACUCGAACGGGUCCAUGGCCUUCUCCAUGGAUGGGUCCAGCGCACCUAUGAUCGCCGGGAGCGCGCCGGUGGCCCCGCUGCCUCCAAACAAACUCGUUAAGCGCUCGACUUCAGUCCGCACGCCGGCGGGGCCUGAGAUUCGCCCGUCCAGCUCGUCGCGACCAACGCUGCGGAGGCCUGCGACGAGUCAUCAGCGCUCCAGGACGCUGGGGUCGCGCCCUGCAUUCAUGGAUGUGCCGCCAGGUCGUACUGAUAGCGUCGCCGCCACUUGCCCCCACCGCCCCGACCCGGAGAUCCGCUGGAAGCAGUUCUUCUCAGCCAAGGGUACCGUCGCUAAGAGGCGAGGAUUGUCUGGAGAUCCGAAGGUUAUUACGCGGAUAGUCCCAAGCGAGAAAUACCACCCGACCCUGGUACUGGCCAACACGGUCACGGCUCCCACACUGGAAAUGGACGACACUGCCAGCCAGGCCGGCGACAGCGAUGAUGCUCGGAGCCGUCCGCAAACUCCGGCUUUCGUCGAGCUCCCGCCUUUGAGCCCCACGUCUAUUUCUGAAACCCCCGCAGAGGCACUUGCAUCGCCCGAAACAGGCCAAGGAGCAGAUCGUGCCCGGCGCCCCUUCUCUUUUAGUGGCUUCCUCGGAAAUGUCCCGCUGUCAAGGAAGCCACACCGUCGGCGUCGCCUGUCAGCCGACGGCUUCGUGCGCGCGAGCAGCCGCCUCUCCACUGCAACCACUGCCUCGACCCGAGAGGGCUCGGGCGCAAUGACCUACGACGAGGUUGACGCAAUGCCGAGCGACUCGCUCCGCGAGGUCCAUUCUUCGUACAGCAGCCACACCGGCGACAUCGCCGACGUCAGUUUCGAGUCGAGCAGACCCUCAUCCUCGCCCGCCUUCGAGUCACGCACCGUGUCUUUGAGCAACACCUCCAAUCACAUCCCAUCUCGCGUCCCCUCUCAGCAUGGAUACAACCCACCCGCCGCCCGCCCCGUCAGUCAUCGCCCUGCGUCCCCUUCCUCUGCGCCGAUUCGCCAUUCCCGUUACUCCAUUACCCCAUCCGAGCAAGCUUCGACCCUGGUCGGCUCCGAUUCCGAAGCACGCAUCUGGUCUGGAGAAGAGUCCGACACCGAUCUCCAGAGCGACACCGUUUUCGAUUCAAUGCGCACCAGAGGCACCCGAGCCUCGUCAGGCGCCCGCGGCCCGACCAUCGAAACCAUCUUCGACGAGUCUCCCCGGCCUUUGAAACCCAAGAUCUCACCAUUGAAAGAUCUGUUACCCAAGGGAACCUUCCCGGAACUAGACAAGCAUUCGACUAUUCAAGAAGAGGAAAGCAACUUCUCAACACCGGUCCGCUCGGUAGUGCCGGACCGUGGGACUGGGAACGGAGGGUCGCCGACACCCGCCCCUCGCAGCGCUUCCCGGUUUUCUCCCGACAUUCCUUCCUCACCACCCAAACCGGUCAGCCUCGGCGUCCUGGAAUGGGACAACAGCGCUGAUGACGCCGACGAUGGUCAGUGGUCUUUUGACGAAGACGACAGCGACCUGUGGGAAUUGAGCAGUGAAAAGACUCCUAACACAUAUCAUGCCACUAAGUUGUCUAUCAGGCGCAGUCACCCGGUCCUCACUGGUUUCGACCCGCGGCCGGUCUCGAUUUCUGUGGCGCCACGGCCAUCGACUGACACUUUUGAAAGAGAUGCACGAAGUAGCAUUUUUGACUGGUCCGAGUCUGCUGUCGCUGAUUGGAGCGUUGGCAACCGAACACCGCCUCGCCCCAUGACCGUCCAUGGCAAGAAAGAUGCUCAUGGUAGAGGCAGUCGCUCAGUCGGCAGACGGGUACCGAGUGGUCUUCACGCGCGCAGUCAGAGCGUACCCGUCGUUCCAGACGUAACCGGGAAGAGAGAUCCCAGGAUUACCAACAAAUUCGGCACCUGGGGCGUCGGCAGCAAGGGUGUUACCGAGGACUGGAACGACGACUUUGAUUUUGGCGACGGUGAUGACGGCUUGGGUCCAACAGGGAACGAGAAGGUGGAGAGUCCAUCGUCCAUGUUCGUGCCGAAGAGCAUCAGGGAGCAGCAAAGCAAUGUGCUUGCCAACAUCGGCUUGCUCAGGGAAUGGGGUCUCCUGAUUGAGGAGCUGAAGGAUCUUCGGGCGCGUGCCGCAACCCUCAACAUCUUGGAAGGCCCGUACAAGAACAUGUGGCAACAGGUGGAGGGUAUGAUCGAACUAGCGGAUCAGGAAGUCGAUGAUGAGCCAAUCGUGCCGCAGCUGUCGGCCCCGUCAUCUCCUGGAUUCGACGCUGACGCCUUCGACGAGCCCCGCACUGCCACGCCAGCUUCAGGUCGUGCAAGGGGACGGUCCCUCCUUCAAGCCGCGAAAGACAUGAGCCAUUGUGCUUCUCCCGCAAUCUCGGUCGGAACUAAAGGAAGACGAAAGUCGAUCCUGAUUCCUACAGACGACAUCUUCAGCUGCCCUUCUCCCACACCCAAGACGCCUCAGGAUACGCCACAGGUCAUGCCUACUACUCGUCCACGGAAAAACUCGGAAGUUGUCGCACUAUCGGUAAUCGAGGCGCUCCAACAACGCAGGAAUGCAGAUCCGCUCUCCCCGAACUCAGACACGCCAGCCAAGAAGGUCCCGUUCGACACUGGGACUCUCAAACACAUUGUGCCUUAUGUCAAUGGUCUCAUGCACCAGGCCAAGUCAGCCCUGCGUGAAACCGAACACCUCUAUUCCAGCCCCGUGCACACCCCUACCGGAGGCAACUCCCCCCUCCGCCGUUUCUUAGCCGCCGAUCCAUCUGACGAAUCUCCUUCACGCCGAAGUCGACCUCGCUCACGAAUGGCUCUUUCGGAUAAAACUUUUGAUGCGAAAGACAGCGAGCUGGUCGCCAAAACGCAACAAAUGAAGUUAAUGACGGUCAUGUAG
Messenger RNA from Lasiodiplodia theobromae, 3420 nucleotides. RefSeq lists its product as uncharacterized. Bases 1 to 3420 code for a protein of 1139 amino acids. The transcript has 2 exons. Gene Ontology annotation, biological process: regulation of mitotic cytokinesis. The record is from RefSeq and is a predicted model, not a curated record. Lineage: Eukaryota; Fungi; Ascomycota; Dothideomycetes; Botryosphaeriales; Botryosphaeriaceae. Gene Ontology annotation, molecular function: GTPase activator activity.